CCCCCCUCUCACCAUUGCACACACACCACCCCAACACACACAACACAAAACACACUAACUACAAGACUACUUGUACUACUACUCUUGCAAGAAGAAGCCAAAGAACAGCUCAAGUGCAACUCUACUUGUACACGCCAUGAGGCCAGUAGCCGAGCUCGCGAGCGCGCCGGCGUCGUACGCGCACGCGGCGAACGGGACGGCGGCGCACUCGCCGUGGCAGUCGCCGGUGCCGUACCUCUUCGGCGGGCUGGCGGCGAUGCUGGGGCUCAUCGCGUUCGCGCUGCUCAUCCUGGCGUGCUCCUACUGGAAGCUCUCCGGCUACCUCGACGGCGGCUCGGGGAACGGCCAGGCGUCCGGGUCGGCGGCGGCGGGGGAGGGCGCCGAGGGGGAGAAGGGAUCGGCGGCCGGAGCGGCCAGGCCGGCGCUGGGGUUCCGGGAACACGUGGUGGUCAUCAUGGCCGGCGACGAGAGGCCCACGUUCCUCGCCAUGCCGGCGACGAGCCGGCCCGCCGUCGAGCUCGGUGCCGCCCCGGUGGCCAGCUCGUGCGGCUGCUCGCACUCGGAGGAGGAGAAGAAGGUGGAGGAGGUGAGCUCGCCGCCGCCGCCGUCGGAACGCGACGCCGACGACGACGCGGCGAGCCGACGCCAUGAAAGCAGCAGUAAUACAAGGCAGCAAGAAAGCUCGCAAUAAAAGCAGCCGUUUCUUCAGUUUUUUUUUCUCUCCUUUUUUUGGGUGGAGUGAUCACUUUUUUCCCUCCUCUUUUUUUUUUUAACUUUCUGUAUGAUGGUGGUGUUAGAUUUUAGCUGGACAGGUAGUAGAUUCUUGACUUGAUUGGUUGGGUGAAAUUAAUGAGCCGCCAAACUUCGCUAGAAGUUUUGCAAAAUGGAAAUUUGCUCUGCAAUCUGUGUGCUUAAAAUUUGAGUAUGUUUUACAAUGUCCAUAAAACUAGUAAAUUAUAAUUUAUC
Molecule: messenger RNA, 966 nt
Organism: Oryza sativa Japonica Group (Japanese rice)
Lineage: Eukaryota; Viridiplantae; Streptophyta; Magnoliopsida; Poales; Poaceae
Product: protein GLUTAMINE DUMPER 2
Biological process (GO): regulation of amino acid export
Source: RefSeq, a predicted model, not a curated record